Molecule: messenger RNA, 1242 nt
Organism: Exophiala viscosa
Lineage: Eukaryota; Fungi; Ascomycota; Eurotiomycetes; Chaetothyriales; Herpotrichiellaceae
Product: GRASP55/65 PDZ-like domain-containing protein
Exons: 3
Coding region: 62-1162 (366 amino acids)
Biological process (GO): Golgi organization
Cellular component (GO): Golgi apparatus
Molecular function (GO): protein binding
Source: RefSeq, a predicted model, not a curated record
CGCAGUUGGAAAGUUCAGAACUGAACAUUAUCGGACGACAUCCUGCUGGAACAAUCCCAAGAUGUUCGGCGCUCUCAAUCGCUUCAUCGCGCGUCUUGACGGGGAACCGGGGCCGCGGCAAAACGACACAGCCCCCUCAGACGACUCAUAUGGCUUUCAAGUCCUGCGGAACACAAACAAAGAACUGCCUCUGGAACCCUGGUUCGACUUCAUCAUUGGAAUCAACGGGCACUUUAUAGACUCGCCAGACCCGGAUCUGUUCACUACUGAAUUGCGCAACUGUGCAGGCGGAUACUGCUCUCUCGACUUGUGGAAUGCAAAGGGCCAAAAAUCACAUUCCCUGACAAUCACUGUACCGGCCCCCCCAGAAAGCCUAGGACUAAGUCUACAACUCGCACCGCUCAACUCGACGCAAAACAUCUGGCACGUCCUGACCGUUCCCUCUCCUCUCUCUCCCGCGCAUCAAGCUGGGCUUCUACCACACAGCGACUACAUCUUGGGCUCGCCCAGCGGCACGUUGAAAGGAGAGGCGGCCCUCGGCGAACUGGUCGAAGAUCACCUAAACAGGAGCUUGGUUCUUUGGGUCUACAACUCAGAAUUCGACGUGGUCAGGGAGGUUGAACUCGUGCCUCGAAGAGGAUGGGGCGGGGAAGGUGCAGUAGGAGCUGUACUUGGCUUCGGUGCUCUCCAUCGCCUACCUGUGGGACUGGGCGAAGAGAUCCAAGCCCCAGGUGAGAGUCUGUUUGAUGCGGACAAGAAGACCGCCGAAGACGGACAAGCUGGCGACAAUGUCAACGCUUUCUCGCCUGCGCCAAUCCAAGACCUGCCUCCUCCACCAAUGGUCAAUCCUAACGUCCCUCCACCGCCGAUGAUGAAUCCCAACGCACCGCCUCCAUCCGGCCCUGCUCCGUCCAAAGCACGGAAAGGAAGACACCAUGCUGGACCGUCUCCGAGAGUUGGCUUCGAAGAUAUGUUCGCGGAGGGAGCAAAGAAAAGCGCUGAAGCAGAUAAUGCUCCGUCGAGAAAAGGCACACCCCUUGCACCUCCGCCAAAGAUUGCGUCUACGGAGGUAACACCUCACUCGGUGACUCGGGAGAAGUCCGAUCCUCUGGAACAAGCGGGCGAGGAUCUUGGUGAGCCAGGUGAGGCUUUGGAAACUUGAGCACAAUGCCGCUUGUGCAAGCUAGAGAUAUUCGGAUGGUCGAAGUAAGCUCGGUGGUGACUUGCGGACAGGCUGUUGCC